UUUUUUCUUUUUUUUUCCCCCUCAAAGCUGUUUUCUGAUAUAUGUUGGGUACCAUAGAGUGAAUCUCAGAACAGGAAGCGGAGGCAUAAGCAGAGAGGAUUCUGGAAAGGUUUCUUUGUUUUCUUGUUCAGAGAGAAAGCAAAGGGGAAAAAAAAAAUUGUAGUUAAUAUGUAAACCUCUGUGGCCAAAAAUCUGAACAACUGCAGGGGAAGGUUCUUUAUACUCUAACCAUCUUGGAUGCGGGCUUUGUUAUGCUGUGAUCCAUAAGGCUCUGUUUCAUCAGAUCAUGGAGCAAGGAAGGUAAUGUCAAGCCACAUCAGAGUUCAUCAGGGAUGAGAUACCUGUCAAGGAUUUGUGGCAGAGUGGCAUACUGGAAUAAAAACACAGAAUCUCUUAUAAGGGUCAUAUAAGAACAAAUGAGAUAAUUCCCGGAAUUGGCCUGGAGUUUUUCCGGAAAAAGGUGCUGUGACUAUCUAAGGCUAUUCUUAUGCAAGAAGCUAAACGUAAUUAAAUGUGCAGGAUGAAAAGAUGGCACAGGCACUGUUGGUACCCCCAGGACCUGAAAGCUUCCGCCUUUUUACUAGAGAAUCUCUUGCUGCUAUCGAAAAACGUGCUGCAGAAGAGAAAGCCAAGAAACCCAAGAGAGAACAAGACAAUGAUGAAGAGAACGAACCAAAGCCAAACAGUGACUUGGAGGCUGGAAAGAAUCUUCCAUUCAUUUACGGAGACAUCCCUCCAGGGAUGGUGUCAGAGCCGCUGGAGGACUUGGACCCCUACUAUAUCAACAAGAAAACUUUUAUAGUAUUGAAUAAAGGGAAGGCAAUUUUCCGAUUCAGUGCCACCUCUGCCUUGUAUAUUUUAACUCCACUAAAUCCUAUUAGGAAAAUUGCUAUUAAGAUUUUGGUACAUUCUUUAUUCAGCAUGCUUAUCAUGUGCACUAUCUUGACCAACUGUGUAUUUAUGACCUUGAGUAACCCUCCAGACUGGACAAAGAAUGUAGAGUACACAUUCACUGGAAUCUAUACCUUUGAGUCACUUAUAAAAAUCUUGGCAAGAGGGUUUUGCUUAGAGGAUUUUACAUUCCUUCGUGACCCAUGGAACUGGCUGGAUUUCAGUGUCAUAGUCAUGGCAUAUGUGACAGAGUUUGUGGACCUGGGCAAUGUCUCAGCGUUGAGAACCUUCAGAGUUCUCCGAGCAUUGAAAACAAUUUCAGUCAUUCCAGGUUUAAAGACCAUCGUGGGGGCCCUGAUCCAGUCUGUGAAGAAGCUUUCUGACGUCAUGAUCUUGACUGUGUUCUGUCUGAGCGUGUUUGCUCUAAUUGGUCUGCAGCUGUUCAUGGGCAACCUGCGGAAUAAAUGCUUACAAUGGCCCCCAAGCGAUUCUGCUUUUGAAACCAACACCACCUCUUUCUUUAAUGGCACAAUGAAUUCAAAUGGGACAUUUGUUAAUGUAACAAUGAGCACAUUUAACUGGAAGGAUUACAUUGACGAUGACAGUCACUUUUAUGUUCUGGAUGGACAAAAUGACCCUUUACUGUGCGGAAAUGGAUCAGAUGCAGGCCAAUGUCCAGAAGGAUACAUCUGUGUGAAGGCUGGUCGAAACCCCAACUAUGGCUACACAAGCUUUGACACUUUUAGCUGGGCUUUCUUGUCUCUAUUUCGACUCAUGACUCAAGACUACUGGGAGAACCUUUAUCAACUGACAUUACGUGCUGCUGGAAAAACAUACAUGAUAUUUUUUGUGCUGGUGAUUUUCUUGGGCUCGUUUUAUCUGGUGAAUUUGAUCCUGGCUGUGGUGGCCAUGGCCUAUGAAGAACAAAAUCAGGCAACGCUGGAAGAGGCUGAACAGAAAGAAGCUGAAUUUCAGCAGAUGCUUGAACAGAUUAAAAAGCAACAGGAAGAAGCUCAGGCGGUUGCAGCGGCAUCAGCCGCCUCAAGGGAUUUCAGUGGAAUAGGUGGGUUAGGAGAGCUCUUGGAAAGUUCAUCAGAAGCAUCAAAAUUAAGCUCCAAAAGUGCUAAGGAGUGGAGGAACCGAAGAAAGAAAAGAAGACAGAGGGAGAAUCUUGAAGGAAACAACAAAGGAGAGGGAAACAGGUUUCCCAAGUCUGAAUCUGAGGACAGUGUCAAAAGAAGAAGUUUCCUUUUCUCCAUGGAUGGAAAUCGACUAACUAGUGACAAGAAAUUCUACUCCCCUCAUCAGUCUCUGUUAAGUAUCCGUGGUUCCCUGUUUUCCCCACGACGCAAUAGCAAAACAAGUAUUUUCAGCUUCAGAGGUCGGGCAAAGGAUAUCGGUUCUGAAAAUGACUUUGCUGACGAUGAACACAGUACAUUUGAAGACAGCGAGAGCAGGAGAGACUCACUGUUUGUGCCGCACAGACACGGAGAGCGACGCAACAGUAACGUUAGUCAGGCCAGUAUGUCAUCCAGGAUGGUGCCAGGGCUUCCGGCCAAUGGGAAGAUGCACAGCACUGUGGAUUGCAAUGGUGUGGUUUCCUUGGUGGGUGGACCAUCGGCUCUAAGCUCACCUACUGGACAUCCGCCAGAGGGUACCACCACUGAAACGGAAGUCAGAAAGAGAAGGCUAAGUUCUUACCAGAUUUCAAUGGAGAUGCUAGAAGAUUCCUCCGGAAGGCAAAGAGCCAUGAGCAUAGCCAGCAUCCUGACUAACACGAUGGAGGAACUUGAAGAAUCUAGGCAGAAAUGUCCACCAUGCUGGUAUAGAUUUGCCAAUAUGUUCUUGAUCUGGGACUGCUGUGAUGCAUGGUUAAAAGUAAAGCAUCUUGUGAAUUUAAUUGUUAUGGAUCCAUUUGUUGAUCUUGCCAUCACUAUUUGCAUUGUCUUAAAUACCCUCUUCAUGGCCAUGGAGCACUACCCAAUGACUGGUCAAUUCAGUAGUGUGUUGACUGUAGGAAACCUGGUCUUCACUGGGAUCUUCACAGCAGAAAUGGUCCUCAAGAUCAUCGCCAUGGAUCCAUAUUAUUAUUUCCAAGAGGGCUGGAAUAUCUUUGAUGGGAUUAUUGUCAGCCUUAGUUUGAUGGAGCUUGGCCUGGCAAAUGUGGAGGGACUGUCUGUACUGAGAUCAUUCAGACUGCUUCGAGUGUUCAAGUUGGCAAAAUCCUGGCCCACCCUGAAUAUGCUAAUUAAGAUCAUCGGUAAUUCAGUGGGAGCUCUGGGUAACCUCACCUUGGUGUUGGCCAUCAUCGUCUUUAUUUUCGCCGUGGUCGGCAUGCAGCUCUUUGGGAAGAGCUAUAAAGAAUGUGUCUGCAAGAUUUCUAGUGAUUGUGAGCUCCCCCGCUGGCACAUGAAUGACUUCUUCCACUCCUUCCUGAUUGUGUUCCGGGUGCUGUGUGGAGAGUGGAUAGAGACCAUGUGGGACUGCAUGGAGGUCGCCGGUCAAACCAUGUGCCUUAUUGUUUUCAUGCUGGUCAUGGUCAUUGGCAACCUGGUGGUUCUGAACCUCUUUCUGGCCUUAUUGUUGAGUUCAUUUAGCUCAGACAAUCUUGCUGCUACUGAUGAUGAUAAUGAAAUGAACAAUCUCCAGAUUGCAGUAGGAAGGAUGCAAAAGGGAAUUGAUUAUGUGAAAAAUAAGAUACGGGAGUGUUUCCAAAAAACGUUUUUCAGAAAGCCAAAAGUUAUAGAAAUCCAUGAAGGCAACAAAAUAGACAGCUGUGUGUCUAAUAAUACUGGAAUUGAAAUAAGCAAAGAGCUUAAUUAUCUUAAAGAUGGGAAUGGAACCACCAGUGGUGUAGGUACUGGAAGCAGUGCUGAAAAAUAUGUAAUUGAUGAAAACGAUUAUAUGUCAUUCAUAAACAAUCCCAGCCUCACUGUAACGGUGCCAAUUGCUGUUGGAGAGUCUGACUUUGAAAAUUUAAAUACUGAGGAGUUCAGCAGUGAGUCAGAACUAGAAGAAAGCAAAGAGAAAUUAAAUGCAACCAGCUCAUCUGAAGGAAGUACAGUUGAUGUUGCUCCACCUCGAGAAGGUGAACAAGCUGAAAUUGAACCCGAGGAGGACCUUAAACCAGAAGCUUGUUUUACUGAAGGAUGUAUUAAAAAGUUUCCAUUCUGUCAAGUAAGUAUAGAAGAAGGCAAAGGAAAAAUCUGGUGGAACCUUCGGAAAACCUGCUACAGCAUCGUUGAACACAACUGGUUUGAGACUUUCAUUGUCUUCAUGAUCCUUCUCAGUAGUGGUGCUUUGGCUUUUGAAGACAUAUACAUUGAACAGCGAAAGACUAUUAAAACCAUGCUAGAAUAUGCCGACAAGGUCUUCACUUACAUAUUCAUCCUGGAAAUGCUUCUCAAAUGGGUAGCUUAUGGAUUUCAGACAUAUUUCACUAAUGCCUGGUGCUGGCUAGAUUUCUUGAUCGUCGAUGUUUCUUUGGUUAGCUUGGUAGCCAAUGCUCUUGGCUACUCAGAACUCGGUGCCAUCAAAUCCCUACGGACAUUAAGAGCUUUAAGACCUCUGAGAGCUUUAUCCCGGUUUGAAGGCAUGAGGGUCGUUGUGAAUGCUCUUGUUGGAGCAAUUCCCUCUAUCAUGAAUGUGCUGUUGGUUUGUCUCAUCUUCUGGCUGAUCUUUAGCAUUAUGGGUGUGAAUUUGUUUGCUGGCAAGUUCUACCACUGUGUAAACACGACAACGGGUAACAUGUUUGAUGUUAGUGAAGUUAACAAUUUGAGUGACUGUCAGGCUCUUGGCAAGAAAGCUCGGUGGAAAAAUGUGAAAGUAAAUUUCGAUAAUGUUGGAGCUGGCUAUCUUGCACUGCUUCAAGUGGCCACAUUUAAAGGCUGGAUGGACAUUAUGUAUGCAGCUGUUGAUUCACGAGAUGUAAGUAUCACUCAAAUACUAUUUAUAGUUACUAGAUUUUUCCAUAGUGAACAUUUGUGAUAAUUUAACUGAAAGGCCCAGAAUAUUAUAUUAGAAGCCAUCAGAACAUUUACAACUGCAUGUAGAGAUUCUCUUUUUAAGCCAAUUCACUUCCAUGUAAAUGAUACUUUGGUUAAUAUAUGUUUGUUAUAUAUCUAAUAACAGGUCAGUCAGGUCAGUCCAGUAAAUGAGACUC
Odocoileus virginianus texanus is the source of this 5053-nucleotide messenger RNA. Lineage: Eukaryota; Metazoa; Chordata; Mammalia; Artiodactyla; Cervidae. The record is from RefSeq and is a predicted model, not a curated record.